AUGACAUCGCCAUUGAAGCGCUCAAACACCAUACCCAAUCUCCGAUCAAAAGAGAAUCAAAUAGUGGACGAGGAUGAUGGGGAAGACGAGGACGAAGAAACACUACAGCUUCAGCUAGCGGAGAUCAAAGCACGCUUAAAGUUGAAGAAGCUUCAGCAAAAGAAUCGCGGAACGCCUAGUUCGAAUCUCGACGACGAAGGUGUGCGACCAAAUUCCGAAAUCAGCGCUCUGCGAACCGAAGACCGUGGUGCGACACCAAGAAUCCCUAAGGGAGGGAGGCAAAGAACGAGCAGCGAUGGAAUCCAGGUUCCAGCAUCACCUACUAGACGAGAAGUCCCCGCUGAGUCAGUAUCACCUCGCAGGUAUGUCAUGGGCAUUGACAAGGGCUGGAAGGCCAAUGAUGUAUCCUUGAAACGACCUCCAAUCUCAAGACCCGGCCCUCGACCAAGUAGUCAGAUGGGAUUUCGAGACGGCGUUACCGGCCGUUCGAAUGACAUAUUCAGCUCGCGGCCCCAGACUUCUCCUUCGUCAACGGGUGGGAUCAACCGAAUAAAAAGCUUCAGUGAGAGAAUGGCUGAAGGCAGAGCGGCUGAGAAAUCUCGGCUGGAGAGAGCAGAAAGGGUUCAGGCUAACCGCAGUUCGGCUUUUGAAGUCGACAAGGCGGAGUUGGAGGCCUUCAAAGCCGCAGCUUCGGAUAUGAAUCAUUCCCCUCUACCAUCGUUAUCACGAGAGCGACCUAUGGAAAGCUUCAGCCGUGAAGACAUUCUUCGGUCUAUGGGAUCUGGUUUACAACGCAGUGAUGCAACUCCGAACUUUGGACGAACUGAGGGCAGUGGGAACAACGAGAGACAAUCUCAUCUACAUAGGCGAACUCAAACGGCAGAAGAUGAACCAGUUUCGUCCCAAAAACUUGGCCAAACAGAUGAUGCUUUGGUAAAGGCCCCGGAUUCUUCAAAAUUCGAGUCGUACUCAUCGCUACAUCUGUCAAGCCGAGUUCUCCCGCAUUCUUUCUUGAGCCGCACACUCGCAGAAAAAAGAGUUCUGCGCAUUCCUGAUCUACUCAAGACCGUCAAGGCACCUGCAUUCGAGCUUCCAGAGGACAUUGAUGGGGACUUUGUGGUAUUUGGCAUCGUUGCGUCUAAGUCAGACCCUCGGGAUAAGAAAGCUUCGGGGAGCGCGUCGGCUUUAGAAAAGGACCCUUAUGAUGAUGGGCUUAACAACACGAACAGAUAUAUGGCCAUUACCCUGACCGAUCUGAAAUGGACUAUUGACCUCUUCCUUUUUGACACCGCUUUCCCCCGUUAUUACAAAAUCUCGGAAGGGACUCUUGUCGCAAUUCUGAAUCCCACAAUCAUGCCUCCACCAAAGCACAAACUGGACACGAACAGAUUUAGCUUGUCCUUGUCUUCAUCAGAUGAUAAGGUUCUCGAAAUUGGUAAGGCACGAGAUAUCGGAUUUUGUAAGGCUGUGAGAAAAGACGGAAAGACCUGUCAAUCCUGGAUAGAUGGUCGAAAGACCGAGUUCUGUGACUUCCAUGUUGAUAUCCAGAUCCGACGCACUCAGGGCCAACGCUCGGGAGUUAAUGCUGACACCGGUGUGCUUGGUCCUGGUGGUAAAUCCGGCUCGCGCACCGGAUUGUUUGGGGAAGGGAUGAAGCGGGGAAAUGCCUUCAAGCAAGGCAUGAAACACGAUGGUCCUCAGUAUGAUAUGGGAUCUCAAUCACUUUAUUACGUGGCACCUUCCAGAAACCGCGGUUCUGGUCGUUCACCUUACAACCCCAGGGGAGGCCCAGCGGCAAAUCUGAUUGAUGCGCAUGACGAUCCUUUCAUCGCCUCGGGUAUGAUGGGCCGCGGCAUGGACAGCAAGGAGGAACGAAUGCGCAGGCGACUCGCGACCCAACAGCGAGAGCGUGACAUCACUCAAAAGCUCGUUUCCGGCCGUGUCGGUGGCGUGGGUGCCGAAUAUCUUCGCACCAGGACCAGUAAUGAGAGCCCAAACAAAGAGAGAGCACUAGGCACCCCCUUACCCAAGAGCCCCACUAAAACCAACGGCAUGGACCUGACCACCUUCGGCAAAGCCAAGAACGUCCGUUUGAGCCCAAUGAAGCGUGCCAAUGACAAGCCCCACGGCAGCGGGGUCAAGAAGACGCGGUUCAUCACUUCAAGAGGUAUCCGGGAGGCUGGCCGGGAGAGCCUAGGUGCGCCAGCUGAGACCACGCCCAGUGGGAAACAUAUUCUCUUUUAUGAUGAUGAUGAUGAUGACGACGACGACCUGGAGUUCAUUUGA
Molecule: messenger RNA, 2286 nt
Organism: Penicillium digitatum Pd1
Lineage: Eukaryota; Fungi; Ascomycota; Eurotiomycetes; Eurotiales; Aspergillaceae
Product: Mcm10/DnaG-type zinc finger protein
Biological process (GO): DNA replication; DNA replication initiation
Cellular component (GO): nucleus; nuclear replication fork
Molecular function (GO): single-stranded DNA binding; DNA replication origin binding
Source: RefSeq, a predicted model, not a curated record